CAGCAUUAACCAUAACCAUUCCUUUCGGUUCAAAACUUUUUGCCAGCCACAUUGAUGGCGGCGCUCAAGCAAGUUACUGUUACAAUAUGGAUGUUGCUGCUGCUUGCAGCCAACGUGAAAACUGAAACUCUAGAUAAUAGUGUUGAAGAGGGUGAUGAUGAAUUUUCGCCCACCAUUUUCGACCCUGCUCAUCCUUAUGAAAGUGCCAACUCGACUUCCAAUGACCCAAGUUCUGACAAGAGAGAAAGGGUCAUCAUUCCUGACUGGGCAGUAUUCCUCCCCCAUGAGAGAUACUGUCAGUACUUCUAUGUCUUUGACGGGUCCCAGUCUUCCAUCUUCCGCUGCGUGAACGGAUACAGGUUCGAUGCGGAGAAGCUGCAAUGUAUGAAGUCAAGCUCCGUGGAUUGCGGUAGACGUCAAAAGAAUGUUGACAGCAGCGAAGAAAACAAAGUUGGAAUCAACUUCAGAUGCCCCAGGUGGACUGGACUGUACCCCCACCAGCAUUAUUGUCAUUUAUUAUACGACUGCCAGAACAAGAAGCCGCAGUUGCUGAUGUGUCCACCAGGAAUGCUGUAUGACAGCUACAAUGAAGGAUGUACACAGGACAGGGAUUCGGUCGACUGUGGGAAAAGAGAAAACAUCUAUAAGGACGAGGAUCCUGACAAUGACAUUGUUAUUGAUGACAAUUCUGAGAGGUAUCACUGUCCGGCGAAAUCUGGUGUUCAUCCCCAUCCCAAGUACUGCAACAAGUUCAUCAGGUGCUGGUUUGGCAUAGGGAGUGUGUACGUGUGCCCGAAAGGAGCGUUCUACGACGUCGAUCUCGAGAAAUGCCGGUCGAAGAAAUCAGUCUACUGUGAUGGCAGGAUUGAUCCAGAUGAUACUGAUUACGAAUUGAUAUUCCUUGAAGAGGAUCGAGGGUACAACUGCCCAGCUUUAAAUGGCCGAUUUCGACACGAAGAUUGCAGAAAAUUUUACCGAUGUGUCGAUGGGCAUCCAUACCUUUAUCUUUGCCCUUACGAGCAGCGCUUCGAUCCUCAACAAUUGCGUUGCAGAUUUCAAGAAUCAGGCGAAGAUAUAUGCAGCAAAGAGACUAUUGAGGAAGAGGAAGAAUUUGUCUGCCCCGCCAGAGAAGGUACCUUUAUUGAUGAACACAACUGCGGAUCUUACUACAAAUGUUCGAAAGGCAAAGCCCGCCAUAUUAACUGCACCGAAACUGAGCUCUAUGACCCGGAUUGGAGAUCGUGUGCCGACGAGAAAGAAGUCACGUGUGGAGACAGAACACUUCCCGGUGAUGAUCCCAAUGAUGAUGGCAGUAACAUUGUGGAUGAGAAUCCGAAACAGAAGUGCAAGAAACGCCACGGUCGCUUCACCCACGAGCAAAUUUGCAACUGGUACUACCACUGCAAGGAUGGAAAGGCGACUGUUCGCGCUUGCCCAAAAGGAAAGUUUUUUGACGCCAAGAAAAAUACCUGUGAGGAUAAUGUGGACUGUGGGAGAAGAAAGCCGAACGAUGAUGAUGAUGUUACCACAACUGUGAAACCUCCCGAGUUCGUUUGCCCACAAAAAAGUGGGAAAUUUCCUCACCCAAAAAACUGUGCUGCGUACUACGUCUGUGAAAGAAGUAAAUUCAAGAUGUUUACUUGCGCGAAGGGAAAACUUUACAACGAGAAAUCGCGCAACUGUGAAAAGGAAGAUAAAGUCACAUGUUCGAACCGGGAUCUCCCAGAUCAGGACCCUGACAGCAGAAUACUCGACCCUAACCCAGAUUUCCAAUGCCCGUCGUUCCACGGCUUUUUUGACCAUCUCAUUUUCUGCGACUGGUUCUAUUACUGCCGUGAUUCCGAAGCAAGCCUCUGGGAAUGCGGAAAAGGGAAGUACUUUGAUCGGAAUUCGAGAAUGUGUCUCCCGUCGGCGGAAGUCAACUGCGAGGGCAGACAAAGACCGGAAGACCGCAUAACUACGACAACCACAACUGAAGGUCCAAUAAUUACAGAGUGGCCAACAUUUAAGUGUCCAAAAGCAGACGGCGAAUUCGCGCAUGAACAUUGUGGAAAAUUCUACCACUGCACGAAAUGGAACUUCCACGUGCACGACUGUCCAAAAGACAAGUUUUUCGACGAAAAUAAAAACAAAUGUGAGCCCAAAAGUCGGGUUUCAUGCGGAAACAGGAUUAACCCUGAUGAACCUACAUACACAGAGCAUCCGAGAUUUGAAUGUCCAAAAGCAGAUGGGGAAUUCGCACACGAACAUUGUGAAAAAUACUACCAUUGCACAAAAUGGGAUUUCCAUGAGCAUGAUUGUCCAAAAGACAAACUUUUCGAUGCAACUAAGAACAAGUGUGAACCCAAAGAACGAGUUUCUUGUGGAGGCAGAAUCCACCCAGAUGGUAUAACAGAAAGUCCACAGGAAGAAACAACUGUUCCUGAUAGAGAAACAACAGUGACAGUACAAGAAACAACUGUGACUGAAAAACUAACCACGCCUACAGAAGCAACAACUGUGACUGAAAAGCAAACAUCACCAACCGAACCAACAACUGUAACUGAAAAGCAAACAUCACCAACCGAAGCAACAACUGUAACUGAAAAGCAAACAUCACCAACCGAAGCAACAACUGUAACUGAAAAGCAAACAUCACCUACAGAGGCAACAACGCAGCCAGAUGAGACAACACAAACUACAGAACAAACGACUUUGGAAACUCAAACGACACCUGAGCCUGCAGUAGAUACGACGACGAAUAAAGUAGUCACACCCGAGCCCACAACUGCUUCUCCACCUACAGAAACAACAAAAGACGGUAACACGGACAAAAUUAUUGAUCCCAAUCCAAAUCAUGAGUGCAAGAAGCCAAAUGGGAAGUUUGCUCACGAUCAAUACUGCCACUACUACUAUGAAUGCAAAGGGAACAAAGCACAACUCAGGCAGUGUCCAAAAUCCAAGUACUUCCACCUGGAACGUGGCACGUGUGAAAAUUGGUACGAGGUAUCCUGUGGCAACCGAUUGAAACCUGAAGGUGAGUAA
Messenger RNA from Uloborus diversus, 3024 nucleotides. RefSeq lists its product as uncharacterized. The record is from RefSeq and is a predicted model, not a curated record. Gene Ontology annotation, molecular function: chitin binding. The coding region runs from base 55 to 3024 and encodes 989 amino acids. Gene Ontology annotation, cellular component: extracellular region. The transcript is spliced from 14 exons. NCBI's taxonomy places the organism in Eukaryota, Metazoa, Arthropoda, Arachnida, Araneae, Uloboridae.